AUGUACCAGAGCCUGGCGCUGGCCCCGAGCCCCGGCCAGGCCGCCUACGCGGACUCCGGCGCGUUUCUGCACGCGCCAAGCGCCGGCUCCCCGGUGUUCGUGCCGCCCGCGCGCGUCCCCUCCAUGCUGCCCUACCUGCCGGCGUGUGAGCCGGGACCGCAGGCCCCGGGGCUGGCCGCGCACCCCGGCUGGGCGCAGGCGGCGGCAGCAGACUCGUCAGCCUUCGGCUCCGGCAGCCCGCACCCGCCGGCCGCUCAGCCGGCCGCACCCGCCGCCUUCCCCUUCCCGCACAGCCCCGCAGGGCCCGGCGGCGGUGGCAGCGCAGGGACCCCGGACGGUGGCGCCUACCAGGGCGCGCUGCUGGCCCGCGAGCAGUACCCGGCCCCGCUCCGCCGGCCAGUGAGCGCGCCGUACCCCACCGCCUACCCGGCCUACGUGAGCACCGAGGUGGCCCCGUCCUGGACAUCCGGACCCUUCGACGGCAGCGUCCUGCACGGCCUACAGAGCCACCCGGCUGGCUUCCCCGGCCGCAGAGCCACCUUCGUGUCGGACUUCUUGGAAGAGCUCCCCGGCGAGGGUCGCGAGUGUGUCAACUGUGGGGCCCUGUCCACACCCCUGUGGCGUCGCGACGGCACUGGCCACUACCUGUGCAAUGCUUGUGGCCUCUACCACAAGAUGAAUGGCGUCAACCGGCCACUCGUGCGCCCGCAGAAGCGCCUGUCCUCGUCCCGCCGUGCCGGUCUCUGCUGCACCAACUGCCACACGACCACCACCACGCUGUGGCGGCGCAACGCGGAGGGCGAGCCGGUGUGCAACGCCUGUGGGCUCUACAUGAAGCUGCACGGGGUGCCACGGCCCCUGGCAAUGAAGAAGGAAAGCAUCCAGACACGGAAACGGAAACCCAAGAACGUUGUGAAGACCAAGAGCUCCUCAGGAUGCUCAGGGAAGAGCACAGCCUCGCCGCCCUCGGUCCCAGACCCUGAGAGCCCAGCGGCUACUUUGAAACCCAAACCAAGCCUGGCAUCCCCUUCAUGCCCCGGGUCCAGCGUCACCUCCCAGACCUCCGGCCAGGCGGAUGACCCCCUGGCCCCCAGCCACUUGGAGUUCAAAUUCGAGCCCGAGGACUUUGCCUUCCCCUCCGCAGCCCUGGGCCCCCAGGCUGGCCUCGGCAGGACCCUGCGCCAGGAGGCCUGGUGUGCACUGGCCCUGGCCUAG
This is a messenger RNA of Odobenus rosmarus divergens (Pacific walrus), 1215 nucleotides long. RefSeq names its product GATA binding protein 5 (gene GATA5). The record is from RefSeq and is a predicted model, not a curated record. Gene Ontology annotation, cellular component: nucleus. Bases 1 to 1215 code for a protein of 404 amino acids. Gene Ontology annotation, molecular function: zinc ion binding; RNA polymerase II cis-regulatory region sequence-specific DNA binding; DNA-binding transcription factor activity, RNA polymerase II-specific. Gene Ontology annotation, biological process: positive regulation of transcription by RNA polymerase II; cell fate commitment; negative regulation of transcription by RNA polymerase II. Lineage: Eukaryota; Metazoa; Chordata; Mammalia; Carnivora; Odobenidae. The transcript has 6 exons.